GUUCCAGCUGACAAUCGUGCCGACGACGGACAGAACGGGGCCGUGGACUCCUGCUCCGAGGAAAAGCCGUGCCUGGCGUUGUGCCUGUUCAAGUAUUAACGAAGUUUGUGUAUAUUCUCUCGGAUGAGUUUGGCGUAAUUUUGGUGCACCCUGGUGGUGAGUCAUCAGAGCUACCAUGGUUAGGAACGUAUAUCCCAAGUUUAUUGCUCGCACGGUCCUAGUGAAGGAUGGCAAGGUUGACGACGCAUUCAAGCUACUGAAUAGGAUCAUGGGCCAGGAGGGAUAUCUGGAACAAUUCCGGCGAACCAGGUUUUACGAGAAGCCAUCACAGUUUCGGCGGCGGAUCAACUUCGAGAAGUGCAAGGCGAUCUACCACGAGGACAUGGACAGAAAACUGCAGUUUCUGAUGCGCAAGAAUCGUUUGACACCGUGGGUGGGGUGUGAAUGAGUGACUGGAAGCGGCGGCGUGUAGCCCACAGUUCGUCGGAUUGGUGUGUUUUGUACGUUGUGUUUUGCUGUUGAUAUUCUGAAUGACUGAUCCAUUCUCGCUACAUCCGAAAAACACGGUUUCAAAACGGACGCUUCUAUUCAUUCAACCCGUCAAAUGCUCUAAACGAUAACAUCCUACAACAAUACAGCCUCACGAAUAGGUUCUAGUCACUAAGAUGCUGGCGGCGACUCAAUAAAACUUCGUGUAUAAGUC
Molecule: messenger RNA, 703 nt
Organism: Pollicipes pollicipes
Lineage: Eukaryota; Metazoa; Arthropoda; Thecostraca; Pollicipedomorpha; Pollicipedidae
Gene: mRpS21
Product: mitochondrial ribosomal protein S21
Exons: 3
Coding region: 176-448 (90 amino acids)
Biological process (GO): translation
Cellular component (GO): ribosome
Molecular function (GO): structural constituent of ribosome
Source: RefSeq, a predicted model, not a curated record